Thelazia callipaeda (thelaziosis nematode) is the source of this 1872-nucleotide messenger RNA. Lineage: Eukaryota; Metazoa; Nematoda; Chromadorea; Rhabditida; Thelaziidae. The record is from the annotation of a GenBank genome assembly.
AUGGACGGUGAUAAUAUAUGUUAUCAUGAUGAACUCGCGGCUGCUACAAAGGCAGCACUAAAUCGUGAAGGAUUAUGGAAUGUUAAGAACUCUCAAAGUGCAUCAAAUGAUUACAGUUAUGAAGAGAUUGAGAUUGUUCCAACAAAAAUGAGCGAAUAUAUGGAGGCAUUUGCGAAUGUUGGAAACGGGUUAAGCGAUGUCGAGUAUGAGAAAGUUGUACUAAAAAGGUCAAGAAGUUGUCCACGGCUUGGAUUGAAAUUAUGUUACAAUACAGAAAUCGAAAAUGGUACUGAUAUAUUUAUUGGAGAGAUUGAGUGUGGCAGUAUUGCUGAUCUUGAUGGACGUCUAAAACUUGGCGAUCAAAUAUUGCAGGUAAAUGGUGAAGCAAUAUAUGGUCCUAAUAGUGCAAAAGAGCAAUUUCGUUGUAGUGGUGAUCAAGUUUCUUUGCUGCUUGCUCGUUCAGUACAUAAUGAAUUCGAGCUGGUAAUGGAAGCAUCUGGUGUAGGUUUAAAUACUGAAGAUAAAGGUGUACUUACCGAUGUAAAUUCCAGCAAUUCAACCUUAGAAAAGGAUUCUGGUUUAUCAAGAAUGACGGAUUCUGAUCUGGAACUGUUACCCCCUCCGAUUUUAAGUAGCUUGAAUCAGUCUACUGAAUCAUUAAUCGAUUUACCAGUGAUGACUGAUCAAAGGUUGAAAAGGUGUGUUAGUGAAAACUCCUUAGAACGGGAAUUAGCGUCGUUGCAUCGAGAGAUGGAAACAAUACGCUUGGAGUGUGAUAGGUUAAUUUCAAAACACACUGAUAACGAACGUGAUUUUGCGAAAAUGUCACAAAUUGAAACUAAUGGAGGUAGUAACGUAUCUGAUGUGAAAAUUGAUGGUAAAGGAAGAUUAGAAGACACAUCAAGUGCAUACAAUACUGGUGAGUCCUGCCGCAGCACUCCACUAAAACCUGAUGCCUUAGUUCAGAUCAAGAAGGACAGCAAAAUUGUUCAUCCUAACUACACAGUUCCUAAAUUUGCCGAGGACAUGACCCGAUGUAUGGUUUUACAAAAACCAUCAACUUCCCAAAUUCCGCAAGUUAAAUUUAGGUUACCACAGUAUUCGGUUGUUUUACGGGAAUGGGGAAAAAAAGAAUCUAAAGUAAUACAAGCUGAUAACGAUCAACAAGCAGUAGCAAGUAAUAAUGGGAAAAAAGUCAAAACUCAAGGGAUGCUUAGCGAAACCCGCAAAGCCGAUAAUAACAAAGCUGGUAUUACAAUGUACACGAAGCCUCAGAAAUUAGCCGAAACGAUUGCACUCCAACAACGAUUGCUACGUGAAGCAAUGGUUGAACAAGCCCAUAUGCUGAGGGCAUCAUCAGCUAAUGUAACUGGUACUUGUAAUUCGAAAAGUGAUCAAAAUGCAAUUAGAAAUCAAACUAAGGAACAAUACCAAAAUGUUAAAGCUCGUGAAACAUGCGAAUGGAAGAUUAAAAGGCGAGCGGAUGGAAGUCGAUAUAUUACAAAGAAACCAAUUCGAAAUAAAUUACUUAAAGAACGAGAAGAGCAACUAAACAAGGAACGGAUAGGUGUAAGUACAGAUGAUGACGCGAUGAGUGAGCUGAAGACUGGUCGAUUUUGGACUAGAGAAGAACGUAAAAAACAGUGGGAGCGAGCUAAACAGAGGAAAUUAAGGCAUCAUCAGUUGAUGGCUCAACGAAUUCAGCAACCAUCAGAUCAGUUAAUUGUACAACUAUCAAAGAAAAAAAUGAUGCGUCGGAAAGGUAACCGCUUACUGGAUAAAUUCACUACCAUUCAAGAGUUCAUGGCUCACGGAAAUCGUGAUAUUUCAAGUCGAUCCAUCGAUGGAAUAUUAUCUGUCACUACUGUGUGA